Ceratitis capitata (Mediterranean fruit fly) is the source of this 1623-nucleotide messenger RNA. RefSeq names its product sesquipedalian-1 (gene IPIP). Gene Ontology annotation, cellular component: recycling endosome; early endosome; trans-Golgi network. Gene Ontology annotation, biological process: endosome organization; retrograde transport, endosome to Golgi; receptor recycling. Lineage: Eukaryota; Metazoa; Arthropoda; Insecta; Diptera; Tephritidae. The record is from RefSeq and is a predicted model, not a curated record.
UGCAUUCCUGACAUAUAUUGGCUCAAAUGAUCGGAAGUUUCUUGCCAGGUUAUUUGAAUUUAAGGGAAACUUGAAACGGGUUUGGAAGUUCCUGAACAACGUAAAUAAGAUAUAUCGGGUGCUUUUUAGAUUUUGAUUGUGGCAUCUAUCGGCUUAUUUUCUUUAUACUUGGCUAUUCGAUCAAAGGCGCGGCUCGUUACAAAUCAUAAAAUAGAUACAUGGACUAAUCGAUCUUAUAGUUACAUCCCUAAAUAUGCGAUUUCGCUCGGAACUUUUAUUUACAAAUUUGCAAAUUACGAAAUAUCUUUUUAUCGUAGGUUUUGUUUAAAUAUGAACUUUAAACUAAGUAUCGCCAAAAAUUAUUAUUAAUUCCUUUUGUUUGAGUAUUGUUAUCAUGUGCUCCUCUUAACAGAAUGGACAUGAAAAUAAGAAAAAUAGUCAAAAAAUCGGAAAGAAUAAUAGAAAAAUCUGUACAAAAAGCGCCCUACUAAGAAAUAUAUCUUAACGAGUGAACUGAUUAUUCCGAAAAAGUAUUUCAGUUUUUGUAAGCCAUGAAAAUUAACGAAAAGAACUUGUGUUUAUUUGCCACUACACCGCCUUAUGAUUUUGAAGGGUUUUUAAAUAAAAGAGGCGAGGUCAAUAAAGCUUUCCAAAGAAGAUAUUUUGUGCUCAAAGGAAAUCUAUUAUUUUACUUCGAAAAAAAAUAUGACAAAGAGCCAUUAGGUCUAAUAAUAGUGGAAGGCUGUACAAUAGAGCUAUCAGAAGAAAGCGAUCAGUAUUGUUUUGAGAUAGCUUUCAAUGGUAAUCGAACGUAUGUGUUGAGUGCAGAUUCUCAAGAAGUAAUGGAGUCUUGGAUGAAAGCGUUGACCUGCGCUGGAUAUGAAUACAAAAAGCUUGUUGUUGCAGAACUUCAGAGGCAGUUAGAUGAGAUUGAGUCUCUCCGUAAUAAAAUUCUUACGAAAGUAACAAAUGGGACAAAUAUAACAGUACCUAAACCACCGCCUCGGAGACAAAAUCCAUUUAAUCGGCCGGCCCCUCCUCUGCCUGGCAUUAACAAUAACAACACCACUAAUAUAGAUGCACUUAUUGGUUCUCCCAUGCAACGUGGUUUGAAUAACCCAUGCCAUUCAUCAGGUCCAGAAGUAAGGGCCAACCAUCCGCCUAUGAGAUCCAAUAAAAAUGACAUAAGCUUACAUGAACCGCAUCGGCAUCAUUGCAGCAAUGUGGCAGUAUUUAAAGUACCCUCAUCAAUUAAUAAUAUCCAGCGCACGAAUAUUUCUUAUAACUUUGCGCAAUUCCAUGAGAAGUUUCGACAAAUUAUAAUGAAAGAUGUGUAUGAUCACAGAGCUCAACAAACGAUCAAGUCCCAGCCACUCAUUGAAUUGUGAUGCUUUUUUUUUAAUAAAUUGAUCGUAUAUUCUCACAUAUUGUUUCAAUGUUAUGACUACAGGUCUUUUCCAUGUUGCCAACUUGUCAAUAUUUAUUUUUAAUUGUACGAAUCAUUAAAUUCUGUGAAUUUUUUCGAUUCCGUAAAGGUGAACAUCCCAAAAAGUGAAUAAGCUUUGUUUUGGCGUUGACUCUUUUACUAUAACGUUAACAAGAUAAUAAACUCUAUAGCAGAAA